Molecule: messenger RNA, 3813 nt
Organism: Caenorhabditis auriculariae
Lineage: Eukaryota; Metazoa; Nematoda; Chromadorea; Rhabditida; Rhabditidae
Source: the annotation of a GenBank genome assembly
AUGCAUCAAACCUCUCUACCUUGGGAACAAAGUGUUUCGAACCCAACGAAGGAGGUAUCAUCUGUUCAAAAUUAUAUGCUUGUUAAUGCGCAGAACUAUAAAAAAAGCUCUCGAUUUCGAGGCUUCUAUCAAUUUAUUUAUGCUUUUUGAGAUCUCAGUCGGGUUUUCUUUGAAAAGGUUACUUCUAAAGAAGUAUAGAAACUGCUUCAAAAAGUUAUGUACAGGACCUUUCUAAAACUCUGGAUGUUAACAAAAAAGUUAAAGUUAUCAUCCUUAUUUCCACCUUUUUCUAUCAAUAAAACACCUACACUCUCUUUCCCAGAAAAAAUUUACUACUAUGUCAUGAAUUCGGAACAACCUUUUGCUUCCCAAUAUUAUAAAGGACCUAACCUAUGCUUACUAACCGCCCAUUUGCACCCAUAUUGCCUUGAAUCGACAUUGGCAAGAGAUAAAUUGCCGUUUUUUUCCUUGUCAUCCGUUUUAUGAUCUUCGCAAAAUGUGCAACCAGAUGGGCGGGGCACAGAAAGCUUGGCUCGGAUUCAGAAGACGUGCGGAGGAAGGAUGGAAGUGGUCGUCGACUUCGACCUCGUCAAGAAGGUCGAUCUGGCCACUCAGAUCGUCGCCUACACGAUCAAUCCCAUCGGUUUUUCCUGAUUUUUUUCUUUCUUAUCUUGGAAAAUGUUCAGGAAUGCUUCUGAACGGGGUUUUGAUCUACGUGAUAGUGCGAGGAACGCCUCAAGAGUUCAAAAGCUACUCGAUUUUGUUGUUCAAUUUCGCCGUUUGCGAUUUUUGUAGCUGUUUCUCUGCACUUUUGGCGAUUCAAAAGUGAGGAGCUUUUAUAAAAAUCUAUAGUCUGCGUGCCACGACUUGAAAUUUCACCGAACGACGUUCCGCUGUUCCGCUGCGUGCGUUCGCGAAGCGUCUUUGGAAUUUAGGUCACGCUUUCAAUUGAUUAUCGCAAGUAGACUACCUUAAUAAAAGAAAAAAUAAAAUAAAAAGCGCGACCGAGGUUCGCAAAGGCGCGCAGCGUCACAGCGGAAUGUCGUUUGGUGAAAUUGCAAGUCGUGGUACACAGGCUAUGUUCAAAAAUAUUUUCAGAACAGUUUUUUCGGGAUUCUCAUUGACUUACGUUUUCCACGGAACUUGCGGCCGAGUCUCGCCGUUCUUCUGUUACUUCCUUCACACUUUUGUUUGCCAUUGUUUUGCGCAUUCCCAGUGGAUUUUGAUGGUUUGUGGGAUCUUUUGACUACUCUGGAAUCUUCUGGACUUCAGGUUUCUUUUAUAUAUCGCUAUUGUCUUCUGAUAAAAAUCGUUCCGAAGUCUACACACGUUUCACUGAUUUGCUUUGGCUUCUACCUUCUCACCGUGGCUAUCAUGGUAAUUACAGAAAAAAAAGUUUCAUUGCCUUAUUUUGAAAAUAUUCCUUUCAUCAUAGCUUUUUAUUCGAGUCGUCUGUUCCCGAAAAGUAGACAUUUCACAGUUCAGACUUUUCAAAAACUUGUCUCGCGCUUCAAAAAAGUUUUUCCAAUUACCAGGCAUUUUACGACAAAAAAGUAAAAUACCGCCUUGUGAGUAAUGCUUUUUUUUGCCUCGGAACUUUGAUUAGCUUCAUAUUUGUUAGUCUUUUGCAUCCCUGAUAGCACGUGAGAAAAAGGAGAUUUAAUUGAAAGAGUGAAACUUGAUAACUAAGUGCUAAUUGAAGCGGGAAAACAACUUGAUUCUGAUAAUUCUUUUUUAUCAUCUUUUUAGAACAACCAUGAACUCAAAUUUGAGUAUAGUUUGCUUUUUGGUGAUGGGGGUUAAAAGCGCAAUAGUCUUCCGUGACCUCAAAAAAUACUGAAAAAUUGCUUGCCUAAAUCUUUAUGGAACCCGUCUGAAAAAGGAUGAGCUGUUUUUGUUUGAUCGAAAAUCAAAUUUAACACCGGGACGUUUUUCAAGUUCCCUCGGCGCCUUCAAAACUCCAGAAAAAGGUCCUAAACAGAAAUAAUAGCCGCAAAAAAUAAAGAGCCUCAAAAAAGGCACCAAAAAGAGUCCCUUUAUCGAGCCUUCUAUUUUUUCUGGGAUUUUAAAUGCUCAAGAAAUGGUGGAACAAGGGAGAGGCUGCAAAAAGGCGUAAAAUAGCCGAUAAAAUGGCGCAAAAAGGCAGCAAAAAAGGAAAAUUUUCAUGGAGCCGUUUCCGCCUUUUCCGAUUUUGCCUAUAUUCCCUCUGCGCCUUAAAAACUCCAGAAACCGGUUUCUAAAAACUUUCAAAAAAAAAAGGCUAUUUUUCUAAAUUCUUGCUUAAAUUUUUUUGAAUUAAUUUAAGGGUCCCUAUCUAUUAGUAGCCGGCGACAGUCGAGUACUCAGAGCUGAAAUGACAAAAGCCCAUCCAGAAUAUCGCUUUGACGAUGUUAAAAUCUGGCCAGGUACUUUUUUUUCCAAAUUUUGGAAAUAAAAAUUUUUUUUCUGACUAUUUAUAGUAUAGAUUACUUGAUUUGAAAUGAAUUUUGAAUUAUUUAGAUUUGGUCGUUUCUGGAAACGAAUCAAUAUUAUCGCCAUUGACUGCAGUUGCCAUCGCUUAUAUGUGCUUGUCCUGUGUUCCUGUCUACACAACUGUUAUUAUCUUUCGAUACAAGGUAAAUUGAGCGAAAAAUAAUAUUUUUAAGAAGGAAGAGUUCAGACACUGGCGUUAUUGGAAUCAAACGUUCUCAGUAUGUCAGAGGCCACCAAGAGGAUCCAUCGACAGUUGAUAAAGGUAUAGCUGAAUGAGCCAUCGAAAAAAGGGUACACGAUUUUAAAAUAAGAGAUAGCGCUUGGUUGGUGGAGACAGACCACGCCCCUUAGUGUCCCAAGCUUGUCGUGAAUCGGCUAUAGACUUCAGUGUAGAAAAGCUUGCCCCGUUUUUCUUAAGAAAAAAGACCGUAUGCCAAAACGUUUCAAACAUUUCGCUCCGAGACCUUUUUGUUUUGUAGAGCAAAAGUGCAAAAAUAGCUGUGGUUACGGUAUCUAUUUUUGUGAUUUUAGAAAAAGAUCGCCUGGUGCGAAACCCACUACACACGGCGUUUUUGUAAGUAUGCAAGACCAAAAAUGAAAGGGCCGUGGUCAAAAUCUCCACCGUUCCCAUUUGACGUAAUGGGAAACAAGCUUAAACAACAGGGAAUAUUAAAGGCGCAUUUUCAAUGGGUCAUGAGACGAAUCGUUUUUUCAUUUAAAAAAAAAUUUUUCUGUUGGCGUGUUAAAAGCUAUAUUAAAACCUAAAAUCCGAAAUAGCCGCCAGAAAGUAAAAUAUAAUUGAACAGAUAUUUUUCUGAACUUCGCGAAAAUUACUUUGAACACGGCAUGUGCGAGAGCGCCGCAGUGCAUGCACACUGCACACUACACUUCACGGAAAAAAGGGCGGGGCGUCGUCAAAAUAACGCCGUGUACAGUGAGAAACCACGGCUUAAACGAUCAUUUUUAUUAUUGAAACUCAAUUUCUGUUAUACUCAGCUCCUAGUCUAAAAUGAACAAAAAAAAAACGAAAAUUGAAGGCGCUGACCCUGCAAGCGUCGAUUCCGUGCUUCUGGGUCGCGGCGGCGUCCCUGUACCUCCUCUGCCUGUUCGGCGUCAUCCGCGGCAGCGUCUGGAUCGACAACGUCAUCUUCAGAAUCAUGGAGUGCAUGCCGACGAUCAGCCCCCUCAUCUCCUUGUAUUUCAUCACGCCCUACAGGUUUCCUUUUAAAGUAAUGACUUCAAACUAUCUUAUUUUUAUUCAGACGACGAGUCCGAUCUUGGAUAAAACGGGACAAGAAAACGAAUCCAUCAUCGGCAGCCAGAAGUUAUACAGCAAUGUGA